Messenger RNA from Rotaria sp. Silwood1, 345 nucleotides. Lineage: Eukaryota; Metazoa; Rotifera; Eurotatoria; Philodinida; Philodinidae. The record is from the annotation of a GenBank genome assembly.
AUGACUCGAUCUCUAUCUCGUCUUACGACACUUAAAGUAUUCAAUCAACUUAAACAAGAGGAGAAGGGAAAUAUGAACACAAAUUUAAUUGAAUUUACUCAUUUAGCUGCACUAAUAUUACAUAAUAUAUAUGUGGAUUAUGCUAAGCAACUUCUUUGUCGAAGUUGUCUUCCUUGUUUAGUGAAACUCAUCAUUUAUAAUGAUUCAUUAUCAGCCGUAAUUGCUGAUAACAAUCAACAAGCAAGAGAAAAUUGUUCAAAAGUUGCAAGCCUUCAAAUUAUUGAACCAUGGAUCGAGCCAACAAGUGAUCAGUUGAACUUUUUCCCGUCAGUUAUAAAUUUGUAA